AUCUCGAAAUAAAAAGGUAAAUGUAUCCGCCUCAGAACAGUCGGCAAUUAUUAGCGGCCUCGACCCUUACUCUAUGUAUUUCAUUCGCCUCACUCCUCGCGACCCAGUUGGCGUGGGGCCAAAGCCCCUGACUACUAGCGUUUGUACAGGCCCUGGAAUUCCCACAGUAAUACCAAAUGUUACACUGACUUCGAUCACAAAUACCUCUGCUACCUUUAAUCUAUCUCUUGAUGGCAUCACCCCUAGCAACAGCACUUCUGACUGCCCGGGAUCGUAUAAACCCUACGAGUACCUCGCCGGACCAUUCCAUGGAUUCCUACUGACAGUUGAGACAACCUCUCCAAGAAGUACCGUUAAACUUCUUCGGAUUAACAAUCGAACCAAGUCGUACACGGUUCCACAUCUAACACCAUUUACACAGUACCGUGUUAAUGUGUCAGUUUCUAACGGCCGAACGUUUGGCUUACCUGCUGUGCUCAAUUUCACGACCAAGGAGGGUUUCCCAGAUCCACCCAGGAUACAUGUAGAAAGUCGUUCCACAAAUUCCCUCCGAUUGAGCUUCGUUUCCUCCAACAGUCGAGGUGUUGUCUUGGGUUACCGCAUUAAGUGGGCAGAGUGCAGCAAUUCGUCAACCACGAAGUCCGACGAAUCAAAGGAAGCUUAUUUUAUCAUAACCGGCCUUCGAAAUUCCACGUGUUAUCAAAUGCAGGCCUCUUCACAAACCAGUGUAGGCUAUGGUAAUUACAGUUCUCUCACUCAAGACUUCACCCUAUGUCCUGACUUUCCGGCACCCAAUAUUUCAAAUAUAUCGGCCACCACCGAUGGGAUCAGGCUUUCAUGGACGUACGACAGUCCGCCCGCUUCUCCAAAUGGCAAUCACCUGUUCCUUGCGUGCAUGGAGUCGUCUGUUUCAAGUGUCUGUGAAGAUGUCGCUUUCAAUUACACCUUCCGACCUAGUGGAAAUGGUGGUUAUUUUUCGUACACGUUUCCAUUUCACGGCGUGAACCUUGUCGGCGGAACCGGCAUCAUCUUGAACUUCACCGUCCGGUCGGUUUGUCUGCCCCGAGACUGCAAGAGGGACUGGCCUUGUCAGUCCCUCAGCAAUUACUCAAACGUCCUCCAACUGGACAUUGAUCAGCUCUCGGAGAUAUUGGCGAGAAGUGGUUUUAGUGAGCUGAGCGACAAGGCCAUCGGAGGGAUUAUUAGCGCCGUCUUUGCCAUCAUUCUCAUGAUCUGUGUCUGCUCCUUGUCCAUUCUCUACUGUCGAUCGUCGCGUGCGUACAAGAGACGCCACGGGGGCCUGGGCGUUGCCGGUGACGACCUCAGUGGUUGUGGAGGGGGCGAAACCGGUCGAACCCCCCUCGUCACCCCCAAAAUGCGGCGCUUCGAGGAGAGCCCCCACAAGCCCAUUCCAGCCGAACUACUCGUCCAACACGUGGCCAGUUACCACGCCGAUGACGAUGCCGGCUACCAGGCCGAAUUCGAGAACCCCUCUCCCAACUGUCGUGUUAAUCCGGUUUAUGCAGCUUUUACCACCUUGCCAGCUGACACACUGCUGUCCUUCUUUCUCAAGGCGAUUGAACAGUGCGUUCGCACCAAUUGGCCAACGUCUGUCGCCCGGUUACCAGAAAACAUGCCAAAGAACCGCUACUCAAACGUUUUUGCAUACGACCACACGCGAGUAAUUUUGAGGAAUCCCCACGGCCGCCGAUCGGACUACAUCAACGCAAACUACGUUGACGGCUUCUGCGGACCCAGGGCCUUUAUCGCAGCUCAGGGCCCAAAAGACAUCACCUUCGACGACUUCUGGCAGAUGGUGUGGGACGAGAACUCCAACAUCAUCGUCAUGAUCUCCAACUUCGUGGAGCGCGGCCGUCGCAAGUGCGAUCAAUACUGGCCAUCAGACGGGCAGCAGACCUACGGCUCAAUCAGCGUUCGAAUGCUCUCCGAAAACAAACUGGCCUGCUACGUGGCUCGUGUCUUCCUUGUUAAGAAUGUGAAGUGUAAAAAGGCAAGUCACCUUCGUCGUUUUUUUUUUGCUAAGGAAAGAAUCGUGCGGCAUUACCAGUACACGGACUGGCGCGACUUCGAUGUGCCGCUGUCUGCCCUCCCGGUGCUUGUCUUCGUCAAAACAACCGUCAAGGACUGGACCCCCACGCGUGGACCAAUCAUCGUGCACUGCAGCGCUGGUGUCGGUCGGACGGGCACGUACAUCUGCAUCGAGAGUCUAAUUCGCCAGUUGGACGCCGAGAAACAGGUCAACAUCCGCGGCUUCCUCGAACACAUUCGCCAGCAGCGCAUGAAGUUGGUGCAAACCGAGCAACAAUACGCAUUUAUCCACGACGCCCUUCGUGAGUACCUUCUGUGCCCGGAACACGAGAUCUCCGCCUUGUCCUUCCCCGCCUACGCGCAGUGCCUUCGCGUUUGCACAGACCACAUUCCGCGCGCGUACGAGUUCACCGAAGCCAGGAAGCCAGUCAACGAGGUGAAAAAUCGUCUAAGCCAUCUCAUUCCCACGGAUUCUCGCCGCGUGACCUUACCCAACGAGCCGGGUGUCGACGGUUCCACGUACAUUAACGCGUCGAUCGUGCAGGGCUACUACAACCUGCAGGAGUUCAUCGUAACCCAGCACCCGUUGACCUUCACAGAGGCCGACUUUUGGAAGAUGGUGUGGGACAAGAACUCGCCCAUGGUUUUUGUGCUCUCGAGUGAAGAUAUGCCCGUGUUUUGGCCUACCGGUGCCCAGGAGGUGAGUCGGCGUCUAUUCACCACCACCAUCCCCAACACCACCACCACCACCAUCACCACUGCCACCAACCCCACCAUCAUCAACACCACCACUGCCACCACGACCACCAUCACCACAGCAACCACCACCACCAGCACCACCACCGCCACCAAUACCACCACCAUCACUCCUCGUGUGAUUGGUUGGUUGCGCGUGGGCUUCUGCGACCGCGAGGAGGUAACUGACGGACUGACGCGCUACGAAUUUCUGCUUUCCUCGUCGCGCGAGGACUACGCGUUAACCUGCCACCUCUGGCGCCUCCACAACUGGCCCACGGCAGCUGCUGAAACUCGACGGGACUUCCUCAAACUCCAGUCCAUCCUUGUCUCCGACCACGCCUCCUCCGCCAACGGCUCCACCAUCGUUGUCGAUGACUACGGUGGCAACAGAGCCGGCAUCUUCUGUGCCGUCAACGUCCUGAUAAACCAACUCACCAUGGCCGGUUACAUUGAUGUGUACUUCAUCGUGAAGAUGCUUCACCUUCAGAGAACGGGAAUAUUCAAGUCGUGUGAGGAUCUGGACUUUAUCUACUCCGUGAUGGAACAGUUCCUUUGUGAAAUGCAGCAGCAAGACGACAGCAGCUCUUGCCUCGGCAACGACUCCUCGGGCUACGCCAACCUCAGCCUAUUCAACGGCAAGAUUCCCUCGAUGGCGAUUACCUCGAACGCCGUGUCGAAGUCGCCAAGCGCUAACGGUGACAUCGCGCCCUCCAAGAACCCCUUCUUCCCUCUCCUGCUGGCCGAAGAGGAUGAGGAGGAGGAAGAGGAGACGGCGGCGGUGUUGGUGGAGGAGAAGGUGGGACUCUCGAACACCCUCGAGCUCCACUCCCUGAGUUCAGCGCACAAGUCCGGUGCCUCAACUAGCCCUUCUGUGAUCGGUGUUUUGACACCCGUGAAGAAGGCCAACGGCUACGUGAACGAGGGCCAACCGUUGCCACCUUUUCCCAGCCAAUCCCCGCCUCCGUGGCCCCCUAAGGACGACCUUGAGCGUGUGUGCACCGACGACGACGACGACGACCCCACGCCCACAACCUCCCUGGUCGGCGGAGUCAGCGGUGGUAGUCUGUUGGACGACGCCGAACUCGCGAUGACCGUGUGA
Messenger RNA from Mesocestoides corti, 3886 nucleotides. Lineage: Eukaryota; Metazoa; Platyhelminthes; Cestoda; Cyclophyllidea; Mesocestoididae. The record is from the annotation of a GenBank genome assembly.